Messenger RNA from Hyaloperonospora brassicae, 1692 nucleotides. Lineage: Eukaryota; Oomycota; Peronosporomycetes; Peronosporales; Peronosporaceae. The record is from the annotation of a GenBank genome assembly.
AUGACCGACUGCAAAGUCGUGUACUGGCCGCGGCAUUUGUGGACGUCGUCGACGUGCGCGUCGGCUGCGCACGUACCGUCUGCAGUAUGCCAACGAUUGUCUCAAGAUGCCCUGUGCGUCGUGUCGCUGGAGCUGCAACAAGAGGUCUCUGGUGGACUUGAGGUGCUGCUGUCGACCACAAACGUCCGCACGGUCCGUCACGUGGUCCUCUUCGACGCGCACGUCGCGGCCCGCGGAGAGUUUGAGACACUUCACUCGCCGCAUCUGAUGCAGCAGAUUGGCGAGCGAUUCUCUGGUAGUAACAAGUGCGAGACAAGAGCGGCUGCAGCGUCAAGUGGGACCAGCGCAACAAUCACGUGGCUGGUGGAGACGGUGGGAUACUAUUCCUUCUACGUGCCUUUCACGGCGCUGCUGGUGGUCACGACUGCGGGUCAGCGCCUUGUACACGAUAUGCACUUUCCAAUGUGGUUUCCGGCUGGUGGCGGGAAGAGUGUGGCGGACCUUUCGACGUUCAUGGCGGUGCUGACUCAACAAGCGCACAACGCAGCGAGUUUGCCCAUACGUCUGCGGCAGUUGUACCGUUUGCGUAAAGAGCGAGAGCUGUCGCGCCGAGAACAACUGGAGCUGCUAGAAGUGCUCAACUGGAUAUGUUUUAUGCUUUUCGACAUGUUGCUCGGACACGUAGCACUGACGUACCUGGACCAAAUGGCGACUACAACAUUCUGCACCAUGAACGUCUUUCCAUCUACAAUGGUGGGGUUGCUACGAGGUAAUGUGGAGUGGCUAAUGGGCGCACCUGCGGGCUUUAAGCUGAACAAGCCACUGGCUUCCAUAUUGGGGAACGGUAUCCUCUUGUGGUUCAAUAUCUGGAGUUACGUCUUUGCCGAGAUCCUCCCACUGGUGAGCGGCAAAGGUCUAGGCCACACACUCUUGCGAGCGUCCGGGCGCGUGGGCUUGACAUUGCAGUUAGUGCUGAUGUCGGAUCUGCUGAACCUCACUACGUGGCACUCGCGUUGGAUCUACCUCUAUUUCGCAAAGCUGAACAGCCUGCAAUUCGGACUGUUUUCGUCGCUGUCAAAGCUCUUCUUGGGCAAGAAGGUCAAUGUAUUGCGUCACCGCGUGGACUCGUGUGAAUACGACGUAGGCCAGCUCCUGCUGGGCACGCUGCUCUUCACCAUUUUGGUUUUCCUCGUGACCACCAACUUGGUGUUCUUUGCUUUCUUCGCGGGUGUGCGUGGCAGCAUACUGCUCGUGUCGCUGUUGCUUUGGCUACCAGUCGUGGUAGUGAGCUCUUUGCCACUGGCUUCGCUCUCCUACCGUGCGUGGGACCCGCACUUUUUUGUUGUCGGAAUGCAGCUAGAAGAAAACAAAGACCCGUCAGCCAACUACACCAUUAUAGAAAUCGGUGGCAUAUGCGAUCGAUCGCCGCAACGGGAAGCUCGACACCGGCAGAAGUUACGACAAGCACUUGCGUCAUGGGACACAAAUGAUCGACUCGUCAGUCAGUGGACUGUUUUCGAGCUUGUGCCAGUUGCGUCCAGUCUCAUGUCGCAGUUUACAAGGUUUCACGCGUACAGACAAGCCGUGAGGGAGCGGUACUCGUUGGCCGUUAUCGUGAAGGCUUGUCUUUUUGGUAACGUCGAGAUUGCGCGCGUCCCGCUGAGAGUUCUGUUUGGUCUGCACGAGUCAUGA